Sphaeramia orbicularis (orbiculate cardinalfish) is the source of this 1176-nucleotide messenger RNA. RefSeq names its product ubiquitin-conjugating enzyme E2G 2 (UBC7 homolog, yeast) (gene ube2g2). The coding region runs from base 5 to 613 and encodes 202 amino acids. The transcript has 6 exons. NCBI's taxonomy places the organism in Eukaryota, Metazoa, Chordata, Actinopteri, Kurtiformes, Apogonidae. The record is from RefSeq and is a predicted model, not a curated record.
GAGCAUGCGCAGUGUGUGGCCCGUGUCCUCGGUGUGUGCUGGGACUCGGCUCGGACUCGGGGCUCAGUUUGGGUUUAGUUUUGUUUUGUUGUGUCCGGUUCCGUUAACGUCCGCGAUGGCCGGGACGGCGCUCAAACGGCUCAUGGCGGAGUACAAACAGUUGACCCUGAACCCACCUGAAGGCAUCGUUGCAGGUCCAGCCAAUGAGGAGAACUUCUUUGAAUGGGAGGCUCUGAUCAUGGGUCCUCAAGACACGUGUUUCGAAGGUGGUGUGUUUCCUGCUGUCCUGAGUUUUCCAUCUGAUUAUCCGCUGAGUCCACCCAAGAUGAGGUUCACCUGUGACAUGUUCCACCCCAAUAUCUAUCCCGAUGGGCGUGUCUGUAUCUCCAUCCUCCAUGCUCCAGGUGACGACCCAAUGGGCUACGAGAGCAGCGCUGAGAGGUGGAGUCCAGUCCAGAGCGUCGAGAAGAUCCUGCUGUCUGUGGUCAGCAUGUUGGCAGAGCCAAAUGAUGAAAGUGGAGCGAACGUCGAUGCGUCAAAGAUGUGGCGUGAGGACAGAGAACAGUUCUACAGACUGGCUCAGAACAUCGUACGCAAGUCUCUGGGCCUGUAGAGAUGAUGUCAUCGCCCUGCGACAGUUCCCUGCCUCUGUGUGUGUGUGUUUUUGUGUUACACAGACUUCACCUCCUUCUCAUCAGCUGACUAUCUGCCUGGUUGCCAUGGAAACACACACACACACAGAGCUCCUGAGACAGACUGAUGUAUAAACUGAUGAACAGACAAACGGAGGAGGAGGAGGAGGAGUUAAACAUGUGUGACAGGUUUAUAACGAACCCAUGUAAACAACGCUUCUCACUGUAGAUGAACGAGAAUUAUUUUUGUGGACGAUCAGAAAGAAAAUUACAUUUAGUUUUGAUUUUGUUUAAAGCCCUGAUGUGACGUCAGGGAACGUAGAUGACGAAGUAACCUGUUUAAGAUGUAAAUAAAGAAUAAAAUGAAAAUACAGACGAUCAGCCCCGUGUCCAGAAGUAUGUGGACUCCAUGGUUCAUCUGUAGAAUCUGUAGCCCCUUCCCCACAAACAGAAACUUUUAUUGAUUUACCCGGUAAAAGAAUCCCUGGUAAUCUGUGUCUUUUGUGUUUCCAUCUCAAAGUUCAGUACAUUUAUUUAAAUUAGU